AUGUUCCCUCGAUCCGGUCGGACGUCGUCCUCGCUCGGCUCGGACGGCGCGCCGUCGGCCUCGAACGGAGGACGCGGCGGAAGCGCGCCGACGUCGCCGUCGUCGUCGUGGCCUCGAAAUAAAUCCCGCGCCUCUUCGAGCUCGAUCGGAUUCGGCGACGGCGUCUCGAUCAACGUCUCGCAGACGAAGUACGACACCGUGAAGAACGCCGCGUCGGAGGAAGGGUACGCGCUCGUGGACGACCGCGAGCCGAACUGGGACCUGUGCUGGAGCGACCUGAGCGUGAGCGAAGCCCGAGUCGCGAAGCUGAUGCCGUUCCAGAGGAUCAACCACUUUCCCGGGAUGCUCGAGAUUUGUCGAAAGUCGCCGCUCUCGCGGCACCUGAAACGCAUGCAGAACAAGUUCGCGAGGGACUACGCGUUCGCGCCGCCGACGUGGGAGCACCCGAGAGAGCUGAGCGAUUUCAAGCGGCACGUCAGAGCGAACCCGGGCUCGACGUACAUCGUCAAGCCUACCGCGGGCUCGUCCGGGAGAGGCAUCUACUUAAUCGCGAACGAGACGCAAAUCGGGAAAGACGAGACCGGGGUCGUGAUUCAACGAUACGUGGAUAACCCCUUACUGUUGGACGGGCACAAGUUCGACAUGCGGGUGUACGCGCUCGUGACGUGCGUGAACCCGCUCGCGGUGUACGUCCACGAGGAAGGCCUCGUGCGGUUGGCGACGACGAAGUACGAGAAGCCGACGAAAUUCAACAUGGAUCACGACACGAUGCACCUGACGAACUACGCCUUGAACAAGCACUCGAACGCGUUCGUGGACUCGGAGUACGACGACGAGGGCACGAAGCGAACGCUGAGCGCGACGUUCGACGACUUCAUGCUGCGCGGGUGCGACGUCCGGGCGCUCCGGAGAGAGAUCGAGGCGCUCGUCGUGAAGACGAUAUUGCCGAUACAGCCGCACCUCGCGCACACGUACCACUGCGCGGUGAGCGCGAAGGGCGCCGGCGGCGCGGACGACGAGUGCGAGCCCGCGAGUCGAUGUUUCGAAGUCUUGGGGUUCGACGUCAUGCUCGACGAGCGCUACAAGCCGUGGCUGAUCGAGGUGAACCACUCGCCGUCGUUCACCGCGGACAGCGACUUGGACCUACGGGUGAAAUCGAAGCUCCUGUCGGACGUCAUCGGGUCGCUGCGUCCGGACCCGAGCGCGCGGAAGCGGUUCUUAGGACGCGAGAGAGGGAAGACGCAGUCGCGGUUGUAC
This is a messenger RNA of Micromonas pusilla CCMP1545, 1257 nucleotides long. RefSeq lists its product as uncharacterized. The transcript has a single exon. Lineage: Eukaryota; Viridiplantae; Chlorophyta; Mamiellophyceae; Mamiellales; Mamiellaceae. The record is from RefSeq and is a predicted model, not a curated record. Gene Ontology annotation, molecular function: tubulin binding; tubulin-glutamic acid ligase activity. Gene Ontology annotation, cellular component: cilium. The annotation marks the transcript as partial. Gene Ontology annotation, biological process: protein polyglutamylation; microtubule cytoskeleton organization.